Nylanderia fulva is the source of this 5774-nucleotide messenger RNA. RefSeq names its product collagen XV/XVIII-type protein multiplexin (gene Mp). Gene Ontology annotation, biological process: extracellular matrix organization. Lineage: Eukaryota; Metazoa; Arthropoda; Insecta; Hymenoptera; Formicidae. Gene Ontology annotation, molecular function: extracellular matrix structural constituent conferring tensile strength. The record is from RefSeq and is a predicted model, not a curated record.
ACGUGGGGAGGUGAAUUUGAAUCAGCCGCCACCGGUUCCAGUCUGCUGUUUCGUUGUGUCGACACGCUCGUUCGCACCGGUGUCCAUCCGCAGCUCCUCUCGCGCGAAACUUGUUCUGCGCGAGUACUCCGAGUAAAAGCGACUCCGAGAUAAUAUCGAGAGAGUCGAAGAGACUAUGUGAAGAACAGGUAUUUGGCUAUAUCUCGAACCAAAAAAAGUUAGAUUAGUUAGCAGCAAUAUCAAGGAGUAGAAAGGACUCCGGCUUGGAGCCGAGGAGAAGUGCGCGAGGAGAUAAACGUAAAACAAAACGUCAAUUUCAACAACGCGGAAAAAUCAUCUUCGGUGUGCGACGAGACGAAAUCGACACAAUUGCCUGCACAUUUUGUUUGCGAUAUCGGAAAUAGAAGGUAUUACUCUUCUUUAAUUAAUAACGGAGUAUCGAGAAAUCGAAGAGAGAGAAAGUCACACGAGAAAUCACAUUUGUAAACAGAGACGAUUAAAAAGUAGUUGCACGCGGAUACGCGAUUUUCCAAUUACAACUGUCAUCGUGAGAUACCUGUUGUUUAUCACCGUCCCACGUGCGACAUUUCUCCGCCGACUGUCAAGCUCUCCCGAAUAAUAGUUUCCUCCGCGUCACGUGACGAUACCCGGGAACAAACAUCGCACCUAUAUAUUGUCCGAAGUUAUCAAACAGUCGACCGCUCUCGCAUCGUCGCGGCGAGAUAUCGCGCGAGAAACGACCAUAACUCUCUCUCUCUCUCGUCUCUGAUGAAAUCAGCGACCUGACACACAGCAUCGCGUAUAUUUCCGAUACACACUCCGGACGACCAGCACCGCGACGAGCAACUACGAGAGCGAGCGGAGGCUGCAGAGAAGGAGCGGAGUAGAAGGUGAGGGAGAGGGAGAAAAAUCAAGAAGGAAGUAGCAAGUGUCACGGCGGGGAAUCUUGUCAGUGAGUGGUGGACUGUGGCGCAGAUCGCGGGGCAUCCGCGCGUGUGUGACAAGGAUCCUUCGCGGGGGACGAGCGAGAGACGCGCAGGACGACGACGGAGCAAAAGAGGAAGGGGUCACAGGUCGGCAAGCACGCGCGGCCGAGACUCGCGCUCGAUACGGGCACGCGCGCGAUUCGACCCGAUCGUCGCUUCCGAUCGUCACCGGCCGGCACCCUGGUCCGGGAAGAGGACUGUGACCUUGCGGGCCCGACCUUGGAAAUUGGCGCCACCGUCGAUCAAAGUAUCGUCGGAAAUUCGCGACGCGAAACUCAACCCGGUCACCGUCAAAGUGUUGCGCGAGUGUUCGAGAGAGAGAGAGAGAGAGGAAAAACGAAGUGAUUUUAAUCGACCUUUAUUUGACCCGUUACGAGGAGAGGGAGGUUCUUCGGGGAGCUGCCAGUGAUCGAACCACCUGUCACGCCGAUGGAAUGAUUCAAUAUGCUUAGAUCGUCACUGGUGCUCUUCGUCGCGUUUUGCGCGACGUGCGGCCGCGCGGACUUUUUCAGCGACAGAAAGGAAGUAGUAUACGAUUUAAUGGAGGCGACAAUGUCAUCAAUGACGAUGACGGACGAUGACAAUAUUUAUAUAGAUGACGGUCUGGACGGAUUCCCGGCGUUUGGCUUCCGAUCUGGCUCCGAGGUGAAGCAACCACACAUAUUGUACCUCCCGGAAAAGUUGCCAGCCGAGUUCACUCUAGUGGCCAUAUUUAAGCCGACCUCUUUCCGGACGAGCUACCUCUUUGCCGUUCUUAAUCCCUUCGAAACCGUCGUCCAAUUGGGCAUUAGAAUUUCGGAUGGACCGGGCUCGAACCAAAACAUCUCGCUUGUCUAUACAAACUCGGACGAGCAUUCGCGCUCGGAGGAGGUGGCGAAAUUUACCGUGCCGAAGCUUACGAAGAAGUGGUCGAAGAUCGUCAUUAAGGUUUCCACGACCGACGUCACCUUUUACCUCAAUUGCCACGAGAUGGCUCGACAGAGGGUCACCAGAAUCCCCCAGGAAUUAGUAUUCGACACCGCCAGCACGCUCUACAUCGCGCAAGCCGGACCGCACAUCCAGGAACGAUACGAGGGUUUGCUGCAAUCUUUGAAGCUAUACUCCGGCCAUCCCCCGGAUCUUGUAAAAUGUACUGCUGACUUUGACUUUCCAGCAGACGAUGAGCUUGGCUCUGGUGAUUACGAUCUCAACUUGUUCGAUGGUUCUGGCAACGCUGAUUUGAAUAAGAUCGGUCGGGAUGCGGACGAAGACAAAAGCGAGGAGAGUAACCCACCUCCAUUCAUCACGCCUCCGCCUCCGAAUCCAGAUUAUAAAGGUCCGAAAGGCGAAAAAGGCGACAAAGGUGAUAAAGGUGAAAGUGUCAGGGGUCCUCCAGGCCCUCCGGGCCCACCUGGUCGCGAUGAGGAUUUGCUAAUGAGGACACCGCAGGGACCACCUGGUCAAAAAGGAGACCCUGGCACGUGCAUCUGUAAUGCUACGGCCUUAAUGUCUUCCUUUACGAUGCCGAAGAUGAUACAAGGGCCGAAGGGUGAACCAGGCGUACCGGGACAGGAGGGAAAGCAAGGUUUAAUGGGUCUCACGGGUGUGGCAGGACAGCCAGGAGAAAGAGGGCUGCAAGGCCCGACUGGGGCGAAAGGUGACAAGGGUAAUAUUGGAAUACCGGGACCGGAAGGUCCCCAAGGUCAAAAGGGCGAGCCAGGUCGCGAUGGAAUUUCCGGUGAAAAAGGCGCACAAGGUCCACCGGGACCGCCUGGAAAGGGAGAAUUCUCUAGCUAUGACCCCAGUUGGAAGCCUCGAAAUAUUUACAGGACGGAAGGAGGUAUCACGAUGAGGCCGGGACUCCCAGGACAGAAGGGUGAACCGGGCAUCUCAGGAAGCCCCGGCCCUAAAGGCGAAGCUGGAAUACCAGGGUCUAAGGGUAUCAAGGGUGAACCAGGCCACAAAGGUGCCAAGGGUGAUCAUGGGAAAGACGGCCCCAGAGGAAUUCAAGGUUCUAAGGGUGAACCAGGCGUAGCGGGCGCACCCGGUCUGCCUGGCGCACCCGGUGAAAAUGGACGGCCAGCCGAGAAGGGUGAUAAGGGCGACACAGGACCCGAAGGAAAAUCGGGACCUCCGGGACCACCCGGUCCACCUGGUGCGAGCGGUCCCGGUGGCAUAAACGUAGGGGAUCUAGGAUUUGGCACAAAGGGCGACAAAGGAGAUACUGGAGCGCGCGGGUAUAAGGGUGAUAAGGGCACGAAGGGCGAGAAAGGCGAUAAGGGUGAUGCCGGUCCAGCUGGUAUUCCCGGAAUAAAUGGUAUUCAAGGACCUCAAGGAGAUAAAGGCGAACCUGGUAAGGAUGGGAUAUCAGGAUCGGCCGGCAUACCUGGUUCUAAGGGCGAGAGAGGCGAAAGAGGUCCUCCUGGAGCUACUACCAUUGCCAAUUCUGGCGACUAUAUCACUAUCAAAGGCGAGAAAGGUGCCGAAGGAAAACGAGGUAGGAGAGGACGACCUGGACCGCCUGGUCCUGUGGGUCCUCCCGGAAAACCAGGAACUACGGGAGAGAUCGGUUUACCAGGAUGGAUGAAUUCGAUGAAGGGUCGUCCUGGGACACCUGGAAUUCCUGGAAGUACCGGACCAAUGGGACCCAAGGGAGAAAAGGGGGAGGCUGGCACACCGAGUCCUUACGGUGUUUCCGUUGGUAUCAAAGGUGAUAAAGGAGACGAAGGUUUUCCCGGGAUUCCUGGCCAACCUGGAAGAGAGGGCCAAAGAGGACCUCCAGGACCACCUGGAGUUCCUGGACCACCGUCCCAAGGAAAAUACAUUCCAGUUCCAGGACCUCCAGGUCCUCCCGGACCCCCUGGUCCGCCUGGAUUAUCCUUAAUCGGACAAAAAGGUGAACCCGGAAUCGGUAGAAGCCACGUUUUUGGUGAAAGAGAUUAUUACGGUUCUAGACAAGGAUCACCCAGAGGUAGUCUGGACGAAUUGAUAGCUCUACGUGAACUUAAACAAUUAAAAGAAUUAAAAGAACACUUAGGAUCUGUCACUACUGCCACAAGGGGGCCUUUAGAAAGUACAACGAAAAUUGUGCCAGGAGCUGUUACAUUCCAAAACACAGAAGCCAUGACAAAAAUGUCUGGUGUCAGUCCAGUUGGAACUCUGGCUUACAUCAUAGACGAACAAGCUUUGUUAGUCAGAGUUAACAAUGGAUGGCAAUACAUAGCGCUCGGAUCACUUUUACCCAUUACAACGCCAGCACCGCCAACCACAGCACCGCCACCAGCAAAUCCUCCCUUCGAAGCGUCAAACUUAAUUAACCAGAUACCUGUGAAGGCUGACGGAACAGGAUGGUAUCCGCGAAUGUUGAGAAUGGCUGCAUUGAAUGAACCAUUCACCGGAGAUAUGCAUGGUAUACGAGGAGCAGACUAUGCUUGCUAUCGACAAGCAAGACGAGCAGGCUUGAGAGGUACAUUCCGAGCUUUUCUCAGCUCUCGAGUUCAAAACGUCGAUAGUAUCGUCAGAUUAGGAGAUCGAGAUCUUCCUAUAGUUAAUAUAAAGGGCGAUGUGCUAUUCAAUUCUUGGAAAGAAAUGUUCAACGGAAACGGGGCGUACUUCUCUCAGAAUCCCAGAAUUUACAGUUUCAACGGGAAGAACAUUCUGACUGACUUUGCGUGGCCUGCGAAAGUCGCGUGGCAUGGCUCUCACAAACUUGGCGAUCGUGCGAUGGACACUUAUUGCGAUGCCUGGCACUCGAGCAGCUCAGAUCGCUAUGGAUUGGGCUCGCCGUUGACCGGUGGCCGGCUGCUGGAGCAAGUGCGAUAUUCGUGCGACAAUAAAUUCGCGCUGCUUUGCAUCGAGGUGACGAGCGAGUUGGUGAGGAGACGGCGGAGCAUCAACAAUGAAUCGGAAGACGACGUCGAGAUGACGGAGAACGACUAUAUGGAAUAUCUGGAGGAACUCGCGCAAUACUGAACACUAUCUUUCUCUCUCUGUCUCUCUCUUUUCCUUUCUCUCUCGAUUAUCAUCGUCGCUCGUAACACGAAAAUUAAACCGGCAUAUCGAUAUACAUAUCGCGAAAUAAUAACGCGCGAACAGCGUCAUCGCGCCUCAUCUUCAAAUUCCAAAGGUAUAAUUACUUAUACUUCCGUCACGAGUAACACUAACCAUCCGCUUUUCAAACGCGCGUCUCAGUUCUCUUUCCUCUCAAUCUUUCUUAAAGAUAAAAAGAAGACUGAUCGUCUCUCUAAAUACUCAUUCGUCAGUGUUUCGUCGUAUAGAUUGAGUAUUCCUAUCGGAUGCUCAAUCUUCUCUCAGUCAUUACCGAGAAUUUCGAUCGUUCGUGAAUCUCUUUGUGAGGAGCCAUCGCAGUUCAACGUUCGUUAAACGUUUCCCUUCAUCAAGAUAUAAACGUCCAAAAAUACUUAUAGAUCAUCACGUGAACGACCUCAGACAUACGCGCACACGACUCGAUCAGGCCCGCGUUUACGAUGCACUUAAGCGUUAAAAGCGGCUGUCUAAUUAUACCCCUUCUCAUUAAACACUACACGCCAAUUUUAAAUGAUUCAAAAGAAUUCAGAAAAUUCAGGAGAAUUUUUACGAUCUGAUGAUCGUAUCAAUGGCCAUAUCAUUGCAAAGAUCGAGAACUUGAAUUCAAAACAGUAUUAACUUUAGAAGUUAAACAUUUUCGGAAAAGAACAUUAAUUUAGCUAAUUCAUUUUUUAUUUUUUUUUCUACUCCUUUGUGUGUUUGUUAUGUAACUUAUUCCAAAAAAUUCACAUAUAUUUUUCAAAAUAAAAAAUAUUUUUUUAA